Molecule: messenger RNA, 792 nt
Organism: Microthlaspi erraticum
Lineage: Eukaryota; Viridiplantae; Streptophyta; Magnoliopsida; Brassicales; Brassicaceae
Source: the annotation of a GenBank genome assembly
AUGGAUAGCAUGAGUGAGGCAUUUGAUCAAAUGCAAAUGGUCAAGGAUGUUCUAGCCAACAGUGAUAAAGUUUCAGAGGUCCUACAAGAGUCUACUCAUCAGUUCAACCUGCUUACUUCACCCACCUUCCUACCAAAGGUCAAGGAUCAAGGGAAAUUCACUCUCCCUUGCACACUUGGGCAUCUUGAGAUUGACAAUGCCUUAGUGGAUUCUGGAGCAAGCAUCAAUCUGAUCUCUCUCUCCAUGGCAGAGAAGCUAGGCAUAGCUGGAGCCUUGCAGCGCCCUACUACUUCAAUCAUCUUUGGAGAUGCAACUACUAAGUCUCCUCUUGGAGUGUUCAAGAACUAUCACUUGAAAAUUGGAGAAUGCAUCAUCCAAACUGAUCUCACUGUGAUGGAAAUGGAAGAAGAGAAGGAUUUGCCUUUUAUUGGGAACCCCUUUCCUUAUACCAAUCUCAGUUCUAAGAGUCAUGGAGCUACAAAGGUUGUGAAGGAAAGGGUUGACAAGGAACCAAGAGUUGGGAAGGAUAAGGAUGAGAGAGGACCAAGGAUUGAGAAGCCACGUCUUGAGAGGGCUAGAGUUGAGAAACCACGAUCUGAUAGGCCAAGAGCUGAGCGACUUGUUCAAGCCCCUUGUGUGCUUGAUGAAGAGAGCCUUCAAGCUUUGUUUGAUGAGCCACUAGGAAGGGCUCUAAAGAAGGGGAGGAUGCAGCCUCUAAGGCAAGACCAGGAGAUAAAAGAAAGGAUCCACCAGCUCAGGCCCCUUCAGUCAAGCCAUCUCAGCUCACAAUGA